Molecule: messenger RNA, 345 nt
Organism: Phanerochaete carnosa HHB-10118-sp
Lineage: Eukaryota; Fungi; Basidiomycota; Agaricomycetes; Polyporales; Phanerochaetaceae
Exons: 1
Coding region: 63-245 (60 amino acids)
Source: RefSeq, a predicted model, not a curated record
CCUUUAAGGAGAAAAGGCAUCAAUUGUACUGUUACUCGACACAACAGAAAAGUCAGACAAGGAUGGAUGUAUGCGUUAUGGUUUCACCGAACCGUCAAGGCCACAUAGUGGCGAUGUACGGAAAGUACAGGAAUAUAACGCCGUCCCACUACCCCACUUCAACCUCUCGGGCGAAUCAAACGCACCGAAGUGCGAGACUCAGCCCGGACGAGAGGGAGCAGAAUAGGCAGGACUCGGUCUUGUGAGCACCCGAAGGCACCUCGCUCCGUCGACCAGAAUUUGAACGUCACUCAGAAGAACAAACCUCUGCGCCAAGAGGGCUAACGCUUCCAACGGUCGAGCGGA